GUUUUCCUAUUGGGGUUAUGCGCCAUAUUGGCAGUCUCCUCCAUCUCACCAAACGACGAGCAUGCAUGUCUGUAACCGGUUAUUGAGGAGAUAUCUUUAAAUAUUUGCAGCCACCUGCGAGCAACACUAUGGAGGCCGUCAAAUCAUUUAACAAUGAGCUGUACUCAUUGAACGAGUACAAGCCGCCCAUCUCCAAGGCCAAGAUGACACAGAUCACCAAGUCAGGAAUCAAAGCUAUAAAAUUCUACAAGCAUGUUGUCCAGAGUGUGGAGAAGUUCAUUCAAAAGUGCAAACCAGAAUACAAGGUCCCUGGCCUGUACGUCGUCGAUUCGAUUGUCAGACAGUCGCGGCACCAGUUUGGCACGGAGAAGGAUGUUUUUGCCCCACGCUUCAGCAAGAACAUCAUUGCAACGUUCCAGCACCUUUACCGCUGCCCUUCAGAUGAUAAGAGUAAGAUAGUGCGCGUCCUGAACCUGUGGCAAAAGAAUGCAGUCUUCAAGAGUGACAUCAUCCAGCCUCUGUUGGACAUGGCAGCAGGGAUUCCCCCUCCCAGCGUCACACCCGUCAUGCCCAGCAGUGCUUCUCAAGUCAAUAACACUACACCUGGCACCCCAGCUACUCCGGCUACCCCAGCUAACAUAGUCCCGGGUCUGCCUGACUGGGCUUCCCAGAUUACCAACACAGACACUGUGGCUGCUGUGGCACAAAUCCUCCAGAGUCCCCAGGGACAACAGCUGCAGCAGCUGGUACAGAGUCUGCAGAUGCAGCAGCAGAAGCCCCAGCCGUCCCUGCUGCAGGCCUUGGAUGCUGGCCUGGUGGUGCAGUUGCAAGCUCUGACCGCUCAACUCACUGCCGCCGCAACUGCCAACAGCCUCAACCCCCUGGAGCAGAGGGUCUCCUCUUUUAAUAAGAAGCUUCUGGGUCCUUUUGAUUUUGGGAAUGAUUCUGAACGCGGUGAAGAAUCUAAAAAGGAUUCUUCAUCAUCGCAAAUGCCCAUGGUGUCAGAGCCCAUGAACAGCUCGCUCUUCCAUCAGCUGGCCGAGCAGCUACAACAGCAGAACCUGGAACAGUUUCAGAAGCAGCUUUUAGAGCAUCACCAACAGAAGGCAAUGAGCAUAGAAGGUCAGGACUCGAUGUUUGGGCACGAGAACUCUGUUGUGACAGCUCAGAGCAGCGGCCAGCCACAGCUUUCUGAGCCAGAUAACAAGUUGGAUGACACCAUAGACAACCAACAGCAGGACAUGGAUCUGGACGAGGGCCCAGAUGGUAUGGAAGAGGAGAUCUUUGAGACAGAGGAGAAGAAGAUUGUAAGCACACGCUCCAGAACACGCUCAAGGUCGCGCUCUAGGUCUCCCAAGAGGAGAAGGUCCAGGUCCCGCUCCGGCUCACGGAAGCGGAAACACCGCAAGCGGUCACGCUCACGCUCCAGAGAUCGCAAGAGGAAGUCUUCACGGUCUUACUCGAGUGAAAGACGGGCCCGAGAGCGAGAGAAGGAGCGGCAGAAGAAAGGACUGCCUCCCAUACGAUCCAAAACUCUCAGUGUGUGCAGCACCACUCUGUGGGUGGGCCAGGUGGACAAAAAGGCCACUCAGCAAGACCUCACCAACUUAUUUGAAGAGUUUGGCCAGAUCGAGUCCAUCAAUAUGAUCCCUCCCAGAGGCUGUGCCUACAUCUGUAUGGUCCAUAGACAGGAUGCGUACCGCGCCCGGCAGAAGCUCAGCACAGGCUCCUUUAAGAUUGGCUCCAAAGUCAUUAAGAUUGCAUGGGCUCUGAACAAAGGGGUAAAGCAGGAGUACAAACAGUUCUGGGAUGUGGACCUGGGUGUUACCUACAUACCUUGGGAGAAGGUGAAGCUGGAUGACCUGGAUGGCUUUGCUGAGGGAGGAAUCAUUGACCAGGAGACCGUUAAUGAUGAAUGGGAAGCAGCCAAGAAUGCCGAGCCAGCCAAGGAAGUUAACAUACAGCCAGUGAGCGCUGAGACUAUGGCAGCGUCUAACACCCACAACGAGACCUACAGCCAGCAGGUCACCAUGAUGCCUGUGCAGCUCCCAGUGGCCCAGGCUGUUCCCAGUGCAGUAGGUUUGGUGCCUCCUAGCUUCCCCGUCAGCAUGGGCAUACCCCCACCAGGCUAUGGGCCGCCACCCCCUUUCAUAAGGGCUGGCUUCAAUGCCUCACAGCCUCCGCCAGGUUUUAUGCAAGCAGCACAGACGGCGGCCAUGGCCUCAGCUGCUACUUCUUUAGUGCAGCCUUCAUUGGCAAACAGCCUAGAAACUGUCAAGGAAUCUCCAUUCAGUGCUAUGAUUCCUCCGACCGGCAUUCUCCCUGGCGGCUUCAUGGCUGGUGUGUUCAACCCAGUGGGAAUCCAAACUCAGCAAGUCACCAAUGAUAAAACAUUACAGUCUGCAGACUGUAUGGAUGCUGCUGCAGAACUUACACUGCAAGGUAUGCAGAAUGCAGUCCGCAGUGGGAUGGGUCUCCUUGGCAUGCACCCCACAGCUUCACUCACCCACCAGCUGCAUCAGUCUGGUCUGGCUGGGCAAAGAAUGCCAGGCAUGCUGCCUCUGGAUGUGCGACCUAACCUCCUCCAACCUGGGGCUGCCGGUCGCUUCCCACUCCUCAUGCAGCCGGGGCCAGUCCAGCAGGUUGCUGGCCUGCUUGAGAGUACCCUCCAGGCUCAAGCCCGUGCACGGGUUCCCUUCUCUCAGCUGGACCACUUCAACAGGGUCCCAAACCUUACCAAUGAAAAUGUAUCCAAGACAGAAGACGAGUCUUCCUCUGGAGCUGAUGAGGGAAAAGACCAGGACUACCGCUUCCCUCCAAUGGAAAAGCAGAGCACAGGCCUGCUCAGGACCCCUCCACCAGAGCAUAGGGAGGCCCAUGGAGGUGGAGGCGGAGCAGGAGGUGCUGUAGGGGGCAGGCCGCCAUUGCUCCAGACCCCAGGGGCUCAGCCAGGCAGAACAAGCCUAGUGGGACGUCUGCAGGCUCUCGCAGGCUUCACGCCUGAUAACCGCUGGAACCAGACCAGAGGGGACUUUGAUGAAAGAGAUAGCAUGCGAGGAAGCCUCCCGGCCCCAGGCGGUCUAAAAGGCUUCCAGGAAGAACGGCCCACACCCGGGCAGAACUUCCCCAACCGCUUUGACAGCCGUCCUGGGACAGCAGGAGGAGCAGCUGGAGUUUCAGGCAAUGCUGGAGCUGUUGGGGGUCCGCAGGCCUGGAACCGUGGAGGAGCCGCCGCAACACCGUUUGACAGCGAACAACAUCAAGACUUAGAUGAGCGAAGACGCCCGUGGGAAAGGCAAAGAGACAGAGAUGAAAGAGAGAGAGAUUUUGACUUCAGAAGGGAGAUGAAUGGCAACCGUCACAGCAGAGAAAGAGAGAGAGAGAGGGACCGCGAGAGGGACAGAGACAGGGAACGAGGCAGAGACCGCCCCAGAGAGCAUGAACGUGACAGAGACCGUGACAAAGAGAGAGACCGUGAGAGGGAACGUGAACGUGGGGGCUGGACACCUCUCCUCCCUCUUCCUACGCCACUGCUUCCAACUCCAACUCUUAAUCCCAAUUUGACCCUGAACCAAGGCAAACUGCUUGCACCACUCAAAUUGAACCCCCAGAUUCAGUCUCGAUUCCAGUCUCCACUCCUGCCUCAAGCUCAGGCCAAACCCUCUCUCUUGGGUCAGCCGCUGCCUCAGGUUCAGAUUAAGUCUCCACCUCCAUCACAGAGCCAGGCAGCUGCUUCCGAUCCCCAGUCAGAAACCCCAGCUCGGUCUGAGACAUCUAAGGCACAGUCACCACCCUCAGCCCAUUCACCUGACCGGUCAUCUGACAACAAAGAUCAGAGCCCAUUGACUGAGGCUCAAACCCUGGUAGAGUCAUCACCGCAACCUGAGACUCCCCCACAAACAGAAUCACCAUCCCAGUCCCCAUCCCAGUCUCCGUCCCCCUUCAAAACCACUGCUUCUCCAGACACUGAGACCCCAAGCCAAGCAUCACCGCUGGUUGAGGCCUCACCCCAGGACUCACCUGUGGCCUUCACACAAGCUGCCAGCUCUCCUGAAGAGACUCACUCUCUGGAGGAGCAGGAAAGCCCACAGCACGAUGAAGAGGAGUCACAAGAGAAACCUUCCUCACCCCAACCCCAGUGGAUCAAUGGAGCUGGGAUAGACAAUAGCACUGGGGCCGAAUCUACACCUGAGGCCUCCCCUGAGCUUUCCCCUGAGCCCACUGAAGAACCCUCUCCCGACUCUGUGCUCCCUGAAAGUGAUCCGGAGCAGGAGCAGCUUGCCUCUCCUGAGGAUGUAGACAAUGAACAGAGUGAGCCCAUGGAGGAAGCUGCGAGUCAGCCAGUGGUAGACACUGUCACAGACACUGAGGGGACAUAAUCAUCACUCAGUAGGUAAAAGAUCAUUUUGUAAAGUUGUCUCUUCUUCUCUGUACUCAUGUCAGCAAACCACCACACGGGACAUGGCGAAUACUGACUCACAUCAGUUAUUGUCUUAUAACCAAUAACAAAUGAUUUUAUCUCUCACAAAUACCAGUGUACUUAAAUAGAAGGCUCGUUAGCUGAUUUAUUGAUAGACAAUUUUCUUUGUGUUUUUAUUUCCUUUUUUUAGGUUGUAAUGCCACCCCAUCCGUUUUUAAUUAAUCUAAGCUUGGCGAAUUUUAUUGAAUUGCCUACCAAAAUGUUUCAAUUGUAUAUGGAGAAAAUGCUCUUUGACCUUCCUAUGGAAGAGAGUAAAACAUCCUGGCUGUUCGACAAUGGAUUGAAUACAGUUAACACACAAUACUUGAAAAAGGCAGUUGCUGGCCCGAUUUCUGUCUCCUCUUCUUUUAAUGCUGCUGCAAAGUUUUCAGUGAAUGCUUUUGUGGUGUCCUACAAUGCUUUCUGUUUCUACGCAGAAAAAUAUAGCCUGCAUACAGCGAGACAAGUACAGCUGCUUAUAAUUGGAAAAAAUGAACAUUAUUUAAGAUGAAAACAUGAACAUGUUGUAUCCCCAAAAUAAAUGUCUGUAAUUUGUUUCCAAUUAUACAGUGAACACAAACAGAAAAUUACAUGCCAGGGGGAGAAAAAGAACAGAGGGAUGUUCUCAUGUUGGGUGCAUAUUGUUUUAGUUUGAAAUAAACAUGCUUUGUCUGCUUAAAAAAAACACAUGCUUUAGGACUGUUUUCUGACCCAGGACCAGUGGAAACUAAGACUGCUUUACAGACUCGUACACAUUGUGUGCUGUCACUUCAGUCGAUUUGAUGUUCUCGUAACUCAAGUUGCUGCUAUACCAUCCAUCCACAGAGCACUUUGUUGGAUGCAACCGUGGGACUUGUAGUUUUUAGUUUCUGAUGACUUCAGCCUGUAUGUUUCCCUAAGCUUUUGCUGGGUGACUGUUGAGGAUGGGAUUGUGCCUUUUUUGAAUGGAUUUGUCGUUCAUGAUGCUACCCAACACUACUGUGUGAUGUACACCAGACUUUGCGUGCAACUCAGUUUCAGACGGCUCUAUGAACACAAUGCUACCUGCACAGAAUUGACUGGCCUACCGUUUGAAUGGUAGCUGGGCAGUUUGUACAGCACUCACCUAGAGGAGAACAAGUCUAUAAUAUACUCCAUCGUUCUGUGCAUGCAGGCCUGUAGCCAUGUUUUAACCUUCUUGUCUCUCUUGUCAUUUCAUACUUGUAGUGCUUUUCUGUUGAGACAUACUACUAGAAAUCCAUAGUCUGCUCUCAGACCAAAUGUCUACUACAGGAGUUGUGAUGUUGAAUAAAAGUUGAAGGUGCAUCAGA
Messenger RNA from Cottoperca gobio, 5769 nucleotides. RefSeq names its product SR-related CTD-associated factor 8 (gene scaf8). The transcript has 22 exons. Lineage: Eukaryota; Metazoa; Chordata; Actinopteri; Perciformes; Bovichtidae. Gene Ontology annotation, cellular component: nucleus. The coding region runs from base 129 to 4379 and encodes 1416 amino acids. Gene Ontology annotation, molecular function: RNA binding. The record is from RefSeq and is a predicted model, not a curated record.